Molecule: messenger RNA, 4134 nt
Organism: Stylonychia lemnae
Lineage: Eukaryota; Ciliophora; Spirotrichea; Sporadotrichida; Oxytrichidae
Source: the annotation of a GenBank genome assembly
AUGGGUAACCAGUGUUGUUCUGCAGCUACAUGCAAAAACAGGAAAAUAGCAAACAUAAAUAAUACAUCGUUACCACAAUCUAUAAAACCUCCCUUGCAUAGAUAGAAUUCUGCUAAUGCACCGAGGAAAAUACAGAUUAUUUAGAAUGAUGUAGAUGAAAGACCAAAUACAGCAACUGUUCACAAUCCAUUAUAUACAGAAUAAGAGACACAGCAGCCUAUUUUUGGGAAUUCUAGCCUUCAUAAACCAAACUUGAGUAUGAGGAAUCGUAGAGAAGAAGAAAAGCCAGCUAGUCCAUCCUCAAAGAAUAACUACAAAGUAGCUCCAUUUCAGCAUUCAUAGACUUUGCAAGUGCCUUCUAGAAAUUCUUCGAGGAAUGCAUCUAUGAAUUAGCAUUAUCGAUAGAAUACGCUCGGAUCAAAUCUCAGUAUGGAUAGAGAUAACUUUGAUGUUGAUAAUAAUUGUGAUGAUUAAACUUCUAAUGAGAAUAUAAUCAAAAUGCCCAAGCUCAAAGUAUCUCCAACUAUCGGAAUAUCUAAAGAUUGGCUACCUCCUAGUCACUAAAAGUCUUUAGUGCCAUCUUCAGACUAGAUGGGCUAAGAUGAAUAUUACAUAUCAGAUGAUGGACUUGUUGAGCGUAAAAGAUCAUCUAUUCAUUAGAUUUUUGAAAAGAAAACCACCUAAAGUCCAAAAAAGUCACCUAAAAUGUAGAGUCUUCUGCCUGAUUUGCAUCCAUCAGGAACAAUAGGUAUCUUAUCUUUUGGUGGAGGAAAUAAUGAAGGAUUUGACUUCACUCUUCAGAAAAAUAAUAAGGGCUCUAAUCCUAACACAGGUAGAGUAUAGUCUUCGUACUCUUUAGGCCAAAAGUCGAAUAAGCUUGAUACUUUCAAUUCUAGGUUGAAAUCUAAUAGAGUGCUAGAUGAUGAUCCUAUUGAAGAGUCUGAGGGAACUGAUUUUGAAAGAGAAAAUACAAUGCCGCUUCCUUAAGAAAUUAAGAAAGACUCUUUCAUAUCAUAGGAAUUUAUUUCAAAUGAAAAAACUUCAUCGCAAAUUACUCAAAUUUAGGAAAUUGAGGCUAAUAAAAACUUUCUUAAUGUUACUCAAACCUAGAAUCUACUUAUUCCUUCUGACGGGACAUUAAAUGAAGAGAAUAGAUUUUUAUUUGGAGUUCGAUAGCAGACUAAAGACCUUAAACAGUAAUAAACUGGUAACUUUCUGCAAGAUUCAUUUAUAAAGCAGAAUAGCAAUAAUAAUGAUGAUGCUGUAUCUAUAAAGAGUAGAUUUGUAAAAAAUGAGCAAAUAGAGAAUAGCAAAGUCUUAGAUAAUUAAAAUUUUGCCUACUUUGUUGAGGACUACCUUUUUCAUAAAAGCCAAAGCUAGAAAGACCAAGAAGAUGCAAUGUCAAGUCCAGUAUUAGGAAAAAAGAAGUCUACUCAAAUUUCUGAUUAGAAAGAGUAUUUCAAAGACUAAGGUACGCCAAUGAGAUAAAUAGAAUUGCAAGAAAUGCUGCCAAAUAUUGAUAAAAAUGAAAAUUUAACAUUAGUAUCACUUAAUGAGUUACCUUUUACUUACAGUGAGAUUAAAAGAAAUCCAGAUAAGUAUCAAUAAUUCAAAAUUUUAGUAGAAAAUUGCGCAGAUGAUAAAAUUAAUCAAAUAAAUUAGUAAUAAAUUCAACCAUUGUCCAAUUCAAGCAAGAGAUAAAGAUCAACUUUAAUGAAUAAGAGAAAUUCAGCUAAAAACUCUAUACUUAAGAAGAUAGACAGCACUCAGGAUUAAAUUGAGAUAGAAAAUAUUUUGGAGUAACUGAUGCCACUUACCAAUACUGCCUCAAUGAAAAAAAAUAGUUCAAUCAGCUCAGGGUUCAAUGCUGCAAUGGGUGGUAGCACUAACAAUAAAAACUUACCAAAUAUCAAAGAUAAAAAGAUAAGCUUGAACACAAUUGAAAACUAAUUUAGCAGUAAUGAGCAUGAAGGACUUUCUCCCUAAAUAAAAAAGAUUUAAGAUUUCAAGUAAGAAAGUGAGAAAAUUUUGUAUAACAAUAAAGACCAAGAAAUGGCACAAAUAGAAAUGAUGAAGAUGUUCCAGCUAAGCAAAUAGAAGACCUAAGUUUUGGGAGCAAUUCAAUUUUCUAGUCUAGGGUUUCAAUCUAAUCUUAAUUACGAAUUGGAAAAGGGUAGCACGAUUGACUCGAAUAAACCGAAAAUUGUUGGAUCAAAAUAUCAUUUUUAAACAAGAUCAUCAUCCAAAGGUAGUAUGAUAGUUGACAUGAAUAGACACCAAUCUACUCCAUUAUCAGGUGAAAAGUUUGGUUCAAGAAAUAUUUAAGUUAACAAGCCAACAAUGGUUUUGAGACCGAUAAAAAAACUGACUUUAAAGCUAAACAAUAAUUACGAACAAAUUUAAGCGAUUCUAGAAGAAAGAAAAGAGGAUAAAAUAGCUUAAGAAAAAUAGACAUUAAAAGCUAUAAUGAGAGUAAAUGCUCCAGAAGAAUUUUAAGAUGAAGAUAACUUUUUAAGCAGUGCGAAAAAACCUAUUCAUUGGAGAUUCUCAAGUAAUUCUGAUGCUAACUUCCUUAAAGACUUUAAUAAUAGUGGCAGAAAUAAUAUGCAACUUGAGUAAAGCUAGGAUUCAAGCAAGAAUUACAAUAACUCCAACAGGAAUAUAGUAAUAGCUUAAGAGGAUAAUUAAAGACAAUCACCCCCAUACUUAAGGACCAAAACAUCAGACCUGAGUCCAUUAGCUGAAACAAUUGAAGUAAGUGAGGAUUUAAUGGCCGGUGGAACUUUAAUUACAGAUAAUUAAAGCGAUAUUUCCGGCACUCCAAGUGAAAUGAGAAACGGUAAUAAAAAUUUAACUUAAGUUUAUUUAGUCUCUCAAUAUAUGAAAUCAGAUAUUAGUCUGAGUCAAUCUAUAAUUGAAAUUGAGUAUGGGAAAAUAUCAGCAGGAGAAAAUACGCCAAAACCAAACACUUACCUUUACAAAAAUCAAAGCUUAGUUGAUGUUUCCCAGCCCUAGACUUAAAGAAAUGAAAAUACAGAGAAAAAACCUAGCAAAUCAAAACCACAACUUCUAUAAGCAAAAAAGGAAAACAAAAUAAAUGAUGAUAAUGUUAGUAUAAAGAGCAAUAACCUUUUGAAUUAAGCUAAUAUAUCCUACAGUGUCAUUCAAAAGAAGGAAAAUGGAAAGAAAAAAAUAAAUCAAUACAUUAUCAUGAAAGACAUUGGUAAAGGAAGUUUUGGAAAAGUUAAGUUAGUGUUAAAUUCAAAUGAAAAUAAUAAACCGUGCGCUAUGAAAAUUCUUUCAAAGAGAAAACUAAACAAAAUUUUUGUUGGAAAAAAUAGAACAGCGAUGCAUGACGUUAUGCAAGAGAUUGCUAUAAUGAAGAAGCUGGAUCACUAAAAUAUUGUUAAACUUUAUGAAGUUCUAGACGAUCCUACAGUCGAUAAGCUCUACAUAAUAAUGGAAUAUGUAAAAAAUGGAUCAAUGAUGUCUAAGCUCGGAAAAUCAAAGACUAUACAACCUCAGCAUCUUUGGAAAUACUUUAGAGACUUAUUAACUGGAAUGCAUUAUUAUGAAACAGAACGUAUUAAGAUUAGUGAUUUCGGAGUUUCAUUUAUUGUUGAAAAUGGUUGUGAUGAGAUUUAGUCAACUGCUGGCUCAAAUUACUUCUUUGCUCCUGAAAUUUGCUAAGGCAAUUCUUAUAAAGGCAAAAAAUCUGAUAUUUGGGCUGCUGGCGUUACUCUAUACUUUAUGAUGUUCAAAAAGUACCCAUUUACUGCUUCAAACAUUCCUAUUCUUUACAACAAGAUUCUUAACAACGAACCUGAAUUCCCUCCUGAUGCUAAUAUCCUUUUAUUAGAUCUUUUAAAAAAGAUGUUCAUAAAAGAUCCAGUUUAGAGAAUAUCACUUCAGGAAAUUAUAAAUCAUGACUGGGUCUCUUGCAAUGGAAUUCAACCCUUGCAGAUACACUUAUACCCUUCUAUAACUCUUAAUCCCUCAGAUGCUACAUUAGCUAUCUAGCGGGUAUCACUUAUUGCAAAAAUCAGACUUAAGAUAAAAGCUAAAGUUCGCUAAAUUAAUCAAAAAAGAAGAACCUUAGGGUUAUUAUCCUAAAAAGGUUCCAUAGAAUAAUGA